This is a messenger RNA of Anguilla rostrata (American eel), 2441 nucleotides long. It is a transcript of the gene serpina10a, whose product is annotated as serpin peptidase inhibitor, clade A (alpha-1 antiproteinase, antitrypsin), member 10a. NCBI's taxonomy places the organism in Eukaryota, Metazoa, Chordata, Actinopteri, Anguilliformes, Anguillidae. Gene Ontology annotation, molecular function: serine-type endopeptidase inhibitor activity. Bases 396 to 1586 code for a protein of 396 amino acids. Gene Ontology annotation, biological process: blood coagulation. The record is from RefSeq and is a predicted model, not a curated record. The transcript has 5 exons.
ACGCGGACGCUCCCACCCCACCCACUACAACCAUGUUUAUUCUGCUGUAAACGGGUCAACGAUACGUCCCAGCUAUCAAAAACCAAAAACAUAGUUAAAUACAUCGGUCAUUAAUGUGACUUUCACUAAUCACAAUACAACGCGUUUUCGUUGCCGUCGUGGUAAUUUGUGAAAGUGACUCGGGUUCUAUUUUCUGACGUAGUCAAGCUCUUAUUCUGCUGUUUCAAGGCGAACCAACACCCCGUUAAACAUAAUUCAGACAGUACACAUGCACUUUGUCCCUCCAAACAUCGUGGGACCGUUUUUGAAUCAGAGAGAAUACUGAUUCUGAACGCUCGAUCGGAAGACGAGGAGCAGUGAACAGGUAGACAGCGGGAAAAGCAGUGACUGAGACCAUGAAGACGGCAGUUCACUUCCUCCUGGUGCUUGGCUCGCUCCUCCAUGUCACCAUCCGAGCCCAGGAGCUGAGCUCUGAUGUCACGGAGCUGGCCCUCAAGAACGCGGAGUUCGCCAUGAGCCUGUACCGCGAGAUCGCCAGCGCCAGCGACGACAACGUCUUCUUCUCGCCCCUGUGCGUGUCGUCGGCCCUCGCCGCUCUGUCGACGGGCGCCCAGGGGGCCACCCGCGAGAAGAUCCUCCAGGGGCUCGGCGUCGCCCCCCUGGAGCAGGACGGCCAGCCGGAGCGGAUCCCGGACCUCUUCCAGAAGCUUCAGGAGGCGGUGACCAAGAACGAGGCGCUGCAGUUCGACCAGGCCGCCGCCCUCUUCGUCCGCCAGCAGCUGGAGGUGGAGACGGCCUUCAGCGACCUGAUCAAGAAGUACUUUGGCGCCGACGUCAACAAGGUGGACUUCGCCAACGCGCAGGCCAGCAAGACCGCCAUCAACGAUUACGUCAAAAGCAAGACGGGGGGCAAGGUGAUGGAGGUGGUCGGCACCGUGGACCCCCAAACCGCGCUAAUGCUCAUUAGCUCCGUCUUCUUUCAAGGGAACUGGGCGCUUCCAUUCAGCACCAGCUCCUCGCCAGAGGAGCGUUUCUUCAUCAACAAGUACAAAAUCAUCCAGGUCCCCAUGAUGUUCAACAGUGACAAGUACUACCUGGCCUACGACCCCGCCGUGAAGAUGGGCGCUCUGAAGCUGCCGUACCAGGGGGGCGUGGCCAUGCUCGUCCUCCUGCCCGACAAGGACGUAGACUACACCUCCGUCGACGAGGUGCUCACCGGAGAACGCUUCCUCGGCUGGAUAAAGAGGCUGAAGAAAACCAUACUGGAGGUGCAGCUGCCCAGGUUCUCACUGGAGCAGUCGUACGCUUUGAAGGCGGUCCUGUCUGACCUGGGCAUUUACAACGUGUCCGAGAGUGCAGACCUCUCCGGAGUGAGCAAGGAGCCUAAUCUGAGCCUGUCAGAGAUGAUUCACAAGGCCAAGAUUGAGGUUAAGGAGUCUGGCACCGCUACCGCGGAAACCGGUCUCAACACACUCUCCGCACCCCCCCGCCUCAUCUUCAACAGGCCCUUCCUCUUUGUCAUCUACCAUGAGGCCACCAACAGCCCUCUGUUCAUGGGCAGGGUCAUAGAUCCCACCAAGAAGUAACUAUUCCAAUGGGCAGACUGCUGAACAAGACUCUCCAUUAUCCCACUUUAAACUUGCUUACUUUACAUCUGUUUCAGCUAAACGUAGCGUUUGCUUUUGUCUGCCGUGCACUUAUGAAUAGAAUAAUGUGUAUUCAUCUGUGACAUCCAUAACUCAUCAAAAGCAGACAAAGCUAAUGUAAUUGCAGAGAAAUGGAUGGUCAUCCACAGGACACUCACAUAGUAGAGAUACACAAAUUAAGGAUGUUUGCUGUGUUUUUAAAGACCCUGUCUGUCACUUUUUAAUAGUCACAUCAUAUGAAAAUGACAAAGUUCUUAUACUGCCUAUUUGUUAUUGGUCUUCUGAAGACCAAACUGCUUGCAUUGCAUUAUAGGAAAUUACAUUUUAGCCAAUCGUAGUCAUCGUAUCUGUUUAGUGGGCUGCCAAUCAAAAGUGAUCUUGUAGUGAAUAUUCAUUAUAGGCCAUUAUACACAUCUUGUAAGUUUUCCAGGCUCUCAUACUUUUCCUCAAAGGAGAUAUUAUUUUUCCGUUUAUAAAUUUGGAGACCUUUUUUUCAUAAUGUGGCUUAAUGAAUGAACUUUAAAUGUUGAAAAAGUGAUAUACAGGGUAGCAGAACACACAUGCAUUAACGCAGUUAUUAUUUAUGCGCUGCUAAAUGUUAGAGUAGAAAAAUCACGUCACUGAAUUCCAGGUGUGUUUUUCUAUCAGUAGAUUAUCAGAUUUUAGAGCACAUGAAGUUUUUAAAGAGGUGUAAUAAUUAGCAUUCCCUUACUAUGUCUCAGUUGGAAACAAGGGAACAAAUGUAAGAUGCUAUGUUACCUGAAAUGCUAAAUAAAUGACCUUCCGUUCUACAAA